This is a messenger RNA of Artibeus jamaicensis (Jamaican fruit-eating bat), 1347 nucleotides long. It is a transcript of the gene FOXF2, whose product is annotated as forkhead box F2. Gene Ontology annotation, cellular component: nucleus. Gene Ontology annotation, molecular function: RNA polymerase II cis-regulatory region sequence-specific DNA binding; DNA-binding transcription factor activity, RNA polymerase II-specific. The record is from RefSeq and is a predicted model, not a curated record. Gene Ontology annotation, biological process: animal organ morphogenesis; regulation of transcription by RNA polymerase II. The transcript has 2 exons. Lineage: Eukaryota; Metazoa; Chordata; Mammalia; Chiroptera; Phyllostomidae. The coding region runs from base 1 to 1347 and encodes 448 amino acids.
AUGACCACCGAGGGCGGGCCGCCGCCGCGCCCACCCCCGGCCCCGCUCCGCAGCGCGUGCAGCCCGACCCCCAGCGCACUCCAGGCCGCCCUGAUGAGCCCGUCGACCACCGCCACCACCCUGGAGACCACCUCGUUGUCCUCGUCGUCGUCCUCCUCUUGCGCCUCCUCCUCCUCGUCCUCCUCCAAUUCCGCCAGCGCCUCCUCCGCCGCCUGCAAGAGCGCGGGCGGCGCGGGCGCCGGGAGCGGGGGCGCCAAGAAGGCGAGCUCCGGGCUGCGGCGGCCGGAGAAGCCGCCCUACUCGUACAUCGCGCUCAUCGUCAUGGCAAUCCAGAGCUCGCCCAGCAAGCGCCUGACGCUCAGCGAGAUCUACCAGUUCCUGCAGGCGCGCUUCCCCUUCUUCCGCGGCGCCUACCAGGGCUGGAAGAACUCCGUGCGCCACAACCUCUCGCUCAACGAGUGCUUCAUCAAGCUGCCCAAGGGUCUCGGGCGGCCCGGCAAGGGUCACUACUGGACCAUCGACCCCGCCAGCGAGUUCAUGUUCGAGGAGGGCUCUUUCCGCCGCCGUCCGCGAGGCUUCAGGCGGAAGUGCCAGGCUCUGAAGCCCAUGUACCACCGCGUGGUGAGCGGCUUGGGCUUCGGGGCUUCGCUACUGCCCCAGAGUUUCGACUUUCAGGCACCCCCGUCGGCGCCGCUUGGUUGCCACGGCCAGGGCGGUUACGGCGGCCUCGACAUGAUGCCUGCGAGCUACGAUGCCGGCACAGGCACCCCGGGCCACGCACACCCGCACCACCACCACCACCACCACCACCACCAUGUCCCACACAUGUCGCCCAACCCGGGCUCCACCUACAUGGCCAGCUGCCCGGUGCCCGCCGGGCCUGGGGGUGUAGGCACGGCUGGGGGCGGCGGCAGCGGCGGGGGGGAUUACGGCCCGGACAGCAGCAGCAGCCCUGUGCCUUCUUCUCCUGCCCUGGCGAGCGCCAUCGAGUGCCACUCUCCUUACACCAGCCCCGGGACGCACUGGAGCUCCACCGGCGCCUCGCCUUACCUCAAGCAGCCUGCCACCCUGACGCCCAGCAGCAACCCCGCGGCCUCGGCGGCAGGCCUACAUUCUAGCAUGUCCUCGUACUCGCUGGAGCAGAGCUACCUGCACCAGAACGCCCGCGAGGAGCUGUCAGUGGGACUGCCUCGAUACCAGCAUCACUCUGCCCCAGUGUGUGACAGAAAAGAUUUCGUCCUCAACUUUAAUGGCAUUUCUUCCUUCCACCCCUCUGCAAGUGGGCCAUAUUAUCACCAUCACCAUCACAAUAGUGUAUGUCAGGAUAUUAAGCCCUGUGUCAUGUGA